GUACAAUUCUGGUUCUGUUCGUGUUUGCUUUGGAAAUAUGUAAACUCAGAGAGGUGGGGUUUUCGCAUCUCUGAGUCAUGGGAAACGCUGCUGCCUGCAGAUGCAACUGUGAUUGUGAGCGUCGAUGUACUCGCUUCAUUGCAUCUGUUUGUAUGGCCGGGUGCCUUUGCAUUGGCGUUUACCUAUGCAUUCCUUACGCGACUUCGAACCCAUAUACCGUUGGCACACCACAAUGUGACGAGGUGUCGUGGGCAGCUGCGUUUCCCGGAAUUGUUGCUGGACUUUCUUGCUGUUGGUGCUGCGUUUUUCAUGCUGGCAGAGAGGCACCGGUUCCGACCGCAAUAGGGGGGUCUUGCCUCACCUUCACUGGUCUAUUCAUAUGUUCCAUUUGCUUGCUGAUUUUAAGCGGCAAUUGUGAGAAUCUGGACCAGCAGUUUGUGAUCUCCAUGUCUUUGCUGGUGGUGGUGCCGAUGUCCUGCCUUUGUUGCUGUGCAUGGUCUUCCGCUUGCACGACUUGCCUCGAGAACUGCUCGAGAGAAAGACCAGAGAGACCAGAUCCACCUCCGACGGCUCCCAGACGACGGCACACGCCCCGUGUGCGUCGGGCGCAACGUAUGCUGAGAGAAGCACUGAUCUUGGGAGACGGAUCUAUUGCUGACUUGCUUUUGGACUUCCGCGAGCGACGCUUUCAUGGUUUGUGGCGGAUGUACAGAUGCAUCUUCAUGACCUUCAUGCACUGCCAGCUGCGCUGCUCUUGCUGUGCAGGAGUUCCUGAAGAUGAAUCGCCGACCUCUCCUGUUUCAGAUCGAGGACACACGUCACUUUCUCCAACAUCACGAACUUCCAUAAGCCGAGCCUCACUCUUUUUCAGUUACGAGGAUGAGGAUGCCGGGGAAAUGGCCAUCCACUAUUUGGCUCGUGGAGAGAGGUUUGGAGAAGGCACAGGAGGUGCUUCUGCUGCAGCGCAGCGCUGUUUGAGCUGGGGUGGUCAGAGACGAACUCUGCCGGAGCUCACUGAUGAACGGCGCGCUCGGUUGCUGCGGGAGUUGCUCGGAAGUGGCCGGCUGCCCUUUGGACAGCUCUACGUGGUCAACGCCUUCGGACAAACUCCACUGCACUGCGCUGCCAGCUCGGGUUCCUCUGCAGUGGUCCAGGAAGUGCAAAUAUUGCUCCGAAGUCAGUCUGCUGCACUUGGAGCUGUCGAACACGUGGAAGAGGCAGUCGAGGAGGCGUUGUGGGCGGAAGAUGCCCAUGGAGAUUCACCUUGCGAGGUUGCUUUGAGGAGCGGCCAUGUGACUUGUGCCAGCCUUUUGGCCGGCGAGUGGGGCAAAUGGCAGGGUUUAUUGAAGGUCCCUGCGACGCGGCAAGCACUGCGUGAAUGUUUGGCCGGAGCACUCGGUCAAAUGAGCCCAGCACCGCCAGAGCAGGGAAACAACAGACAUCCAAAGCUGGUGGUUCACGAAGAUGCCGGGCAGCUGUUGUCGCUCCUUGAUCAGCAGAUCAGCGAGUUGCAAGCACUUUGUGGUUUGGUGUUGGCAAGCAACUCGGCCCAGCUUUUGCCACGGAAUGCCGCAGAAGCUCUUCUCCGAUGCAAUGAAUUCGAUGUGCAGGCAGCAGCCACUGCGUUCCGCAGAUCUCCAAGAGAUGCUUUGGAUGCUGCAGGGCUGCGAGGUUUGGAUCUUCAAUUGGCGAAUGCCGUAGACACGAGGGAGAUCAACCUGCAGGAUACGCUCCGUCAGGAAGCUGUGGUGCACAGAUCAGUAGCCAACCUUUGUAUAGUGUGCUUUGAUGAAGUUGACCCGAUGGAGUCCACCUGCAGAUUGUUUCUUUGCAAGCAUGUGAUUUGCGACAACUGCUUGUCUAUGCACAUCAAGGUGCGGCUAGACGAGGGAGAUGUCGCAGGAGUGGCUUGCCCAGAGCCCAACUGCAAAUUGCCAAUCUCGGAAGAGAUGCUGGCGCAUGUCUUUGGCAUGGGCAGUGCAGAGCAGAGCAGAUUUGAGCAGCUCAAAACUCUGAAAUUUGUGGACAUGAGCAAGAACUUGGCUUGGUGUCCAUCUCCCGGCUGCGGACGUGCCGUUUCCUGGCCACGCCAAGAAAGAAGCGACAACACGGAGAAGGCGAAGGCCACCACCGUGAUUUGCAGCUGCGGCACGUCUUUCUGCUUCACAUGCAAGCACUUGGGUGGCCAUGAACCUGCGCCUUGUCAAACUUUCUCAGACUUCCUCAAGAAUUUGGCGGUGGUCCGAAAGCAAAUGCAAGAUGAGACGCACCAAUGGCUUUCAAAGAACUCCAAAACAUGCACCUGUGGUGCUAUCAUCCAACGAAGCGGUGGCUGCAACCACAUGAUAUGUAGCGUAUGUGGCCGUCAUUUCUGUUACGUUUGCGGCCAAGAUUGGGCUCCACAUCGAGGUCAGCCAGGAGGCUUUGACUACUACGCAUGCCGUUUGCCGAACUCGGGCAGCAAUACUACUGAAAGAAGUCCCAAUCUUCCUGCUCCAGCAUCAGAGGAGCACAGGAAACUGUCAAAGCUGGAGCGGGAGUGUUUGCCAGGUUGGACAGCCAAUGAGCGCCAGCCAGACCGACUGAAGCUCCUUUUCCGAGCUCUACUGUGUUUGGCUGAGGAGUUUAACCUCGGCAUCAGCAUUGAAGAGCCUCGUCCUGGCGGAGAUGGUUCUUCCUUUUUCUCAGCUGCGUCUAGGGAAUCUGCAGGUCGCCAAGCGGCGUGGGAAGCCCUUUUAGCAUGUUUGAAGGCCAGGCGCUGUCUUCAAAACUGCUAUGUGCUCAAGUAUCAUUGGGCCGUGGAGCAGUGGCGGCGAAGCCGCUUGAGCACCUGGGUGCCCGAGCUGGAGGGGAUUGUGGGAGCGCUAGAGUCAGCUUUGGGCCUGACACUGCUACAAUCAGAGGCUGUGAAAGCAGGCUUCCCUACAAGUGCGGAGGUGGCUGCCACUGGAGCUUCUCCCAAGCAGUUGCCGAAGAACCCAAAGGAUAUACUUCGUCUGUUCGAUUUGAGGCAGCUGCUGCCACAGGUGAUUGCUAUUUCUGAAGCAUUGGGCACACUUCGCCAAUUGAGCCGGGCCGUGUCACUGCAAACUGCACGCAUUUUGGAUGCAGGCAAAACCGGUUUCCCAGAAGUUGGAGUAUUGGCCGAGACCUUCAGCAGGGCUUUCGGUGAUGGUCUAAGACGCACCAGAUCCGAGCGCUGCUCGGUCAUGUAAAAAUCGAAUUCUGAGUGAUAGGGAGCCACCAAGAACUUGGGGCAAGCUGGAGCAAGGAAGAACGAUGACCGCGACUUGCAAGCAAAGUCUUGCCCAUUGCUUAGUCAAGUGUGUUUUAAGAGGGGUUCAAAGUGCAGGACACAAAGUGACGAUGUGGAAGUACC
Molecule: messenger RNA, 3379 nt
Organism: Durusdinium trenchii
Lineage: Eukaryota; Dinophyceae; Suessiales; Symbiodiniaceae
Source: the annotation of a GenBank genome assembly